AGAACUCGAGAUCGAUACUUGUUUAAAAGGAACCACCCCGUCGACUUCUCUCUCUUCAGCAUCAGAAUGUCUGCCCCAGAAACCGCUACCAAAUUCGCACCUACCCAAUCCUCUUCCGUCCUCGGCGGGCAGAUAGUCGGCCGCACUGAGCGCCAGGCAGCACCCCCCGCAGCUUUGAAGCUCCGUCUUGACCUUAACCUUGAGGUGGAGAUUGCCAUCCAGGCCAAGGUCAAUGGUGACAUUACCUUGUCGCUCCUGUGAUGAGUAAACGUGCCACGCGGACGGGAAGAUGUCGGAGUCAAGUUCUCUUGUCUAGCGCAUAACCACUUUGAUUACCUUCUCCUUUUCUCUGACGGUUGUGUUGGUAUUUUGCCGGCGUUCAUACACGUAGUA
Guyanagaster necrorhizus is the source of this 393-nucleotide messenger RNA. RefSeq lists its product as uncharacterized. The record is from RefSeq and is a predicted model, not a curated record. Lineage: Eukaryota; Fungi; Basidiomycota; Agaricomycetes; Agaricales; Physalacriaceae. The transcript is spliced from 3 exons. Bases 67 to 261 code for a protein of 64 amino acids.